Molecule: messenger RNA, 570 nt
Organism: Moesziomyces antarcticus
Lineage: Eukaryota; Fungi; Basidiomycota; Ustilaginomycetes; Ustilaginales; Ustilaginaceae
Product: phosphatidylglycerol/phosphatidylinositol transfer protein
Exons: 2
Coding region: 1-570 (189 amino acids)
Biological process (GO): intracellular sterol transport
Molecular function (GO): sterol binding
Source: RefSeq, a predicted model, not a curated record
AUGCAGUCAAGAUUCAUCGCCCUCACGCUCGCCUCGCUCACCUUGGCUUCCCAAGCGCUGGCAUGGGGAUGCAUCGGACAGGAUUGCAACGACGCCGCCAACCAGAUCGCCUUUUCGGUGCCACAGCCCGAGCAGGCUCACAAGUCCGCCUGGGACCCCACCCCGGGCGGAGGCUGGCAAUGGUCUAGCUGCGGUACGGGUGACGAAGUCGUCAGCGUAGACAGCAUCGUCGUCAGCCCCGACCCGCCCGUCCCCGGCCAGAACCUCACCGUGCGUGCAAAGGGCACCAUCAAGGACGAAGUCAGCGACGGCACAUUCGCCGAUGUCGUGGUCAAGCUCGGUCUGAUCAGGCUCUUGGCUCGACGAUUCGAUGUAUGCGAGGAAGCCCGCGCCAACAACGCCGACCUCCAGUGCCCGCUCUCCGCCGGCGAUUACGAGCUCGAACAGACCGUCGCUCUGCCCCGCGAGAUCCCGCCCGGAAAGUUCAACGUCCACGUCACCGGCGAGAACCAGGACGGCUCCAACCUGGUCUGCCUCGAUCUCAGCAUCCAGUUCGGCUUCCGUCGAUGA